CCCAUAAGAAAAGUAUCAAGAAAAAAAAAACAUUACAACAAAAUCAAAAACCAUUGACUCACAUAAUUGAUUCUCAGAUUUCAGACACAACAGAGAACACACCGAACGAUAAUCACAAAGAAAGAAACAAAGCACACCGUUUUGCAUCACAGUGAUUCAGUUCUUUUCGCAUAAGAAAUGGCGUUGCAGUGGAUGAUACUAUCCUAUGUGGUUGCUCUUGAAGCUGUUGUAGCAAUUCUUGUAACCCUUCCUUCACCAAAGCUUUUGAGGAACCGUUUAACCUCUCUCAUUUCACUCGUUCUUCAACCUGCACUUUUCAUUAUACCCUUUGCUGGGUUUCAGCUCCUUGAUAUAUAUUGGAAGAAUGAGCAUAGGUUGAUGUGUACCUCUGAUGUUUGUACUGCUGCGGAGAGAGAUCGAUAUGAGAAAGCUAUAUACAAAUCUCAGAGGAAUGUGAUACUGUGUAUUUCAGCAUGCAUUCUCUACUGGUGUAUAUACCGCGUUUGCAAGUUUCAGAAGGAUAUUCAAAGUAUGGAGGAAGUUGAGAAGAGAUACAAGUCGAAGUAGUUUCAUUUUACAAAUCUAUAUUGUCAUGAUGGUUAGUGGAAGAGAACUUUUGAAGGAUCUUUAGUUGAGUUUUACUUGUAUGAACAUGUCACUACUGUGUAUGUACCAAAGUUGUGUUGUAUGGCACAGACUCAUCAUUCAGAUCUAUGUUUUAAUUUUCUAUUUUGUUAUUGUUGUUGUUUGACUUGUGUGUAGUUUAAUGACUUAACCUAUAUAUAUAGGGGAAAUAAUUUUAUAUUUGCUUUAA
Molecule: messenger RNA, 814 nt
Organism: Cicer arietinum (chickpea)
Lineage: Eukaryota; Viridiplantae; Streptophyta; Magnoliopsida; Fabales; Fabaceae
Biological process (GO): endoplasmic reticulum to Golgi vesicle-mediated transport; intracellular protein transport
Cellular component (GO): endoplasmic reticulum; endoplasmic reticulum membrane
Source: RefSeq, a predicted model, not a curated record